AUGGGUCAUCAGAAUAUUUGGUUUUCGCAUCCUCGAAAGUAUGGUCCUGGUUCAAGGUCUUGCCGAGUAUGCUCAAAUCACCAUGGUCUGAUCAGGAAAUAUGGUCUUAAUAUGUGCCGUCGAUGUUUCAGAGAAUAUGCCGGCGACAUUGGGUUUAAGAAGGUAUGUGAUACUUCGAAUAAUUUUAUUUUUGAAGUGGGAAUUACAGUUGGAAAAAUGCCGGAGAUGAUUCUUGGUAUUCGUUUGUUUUCUAACUGUAUGAGGGUAAUGGAGAGCGGGGAUAUUCCACCAGAACUAGCACCUUGCCGGCAGCAGCAACUUAUUCUCUUUACCGGCCUUGAUAUUGCGAACAAUCCCACUCAUGCGGCAGUUUUUUCCUGUUUUGUACAUAAUCGAGCUUCGGACCAACCUCCGUUAAGGAUCUUGAUGCUGACUGCCGAGAAUUCUAUGUAUGCAAUGAAAGAUCCGAAGCCGAAGCUUCCGAAGUCACCUCGCGGUUUUAUAAAAAUGAGCUGGUUGUCAAAAUAUGUGACUGAGAUACCGGCUGUAAUUGUUUUGUUUGCUGACCUGGACUGGAAUCAUCCAUCAUGGGAUGAGAAAGUUACGGAGUGCGAGUCAAAGGUGUCAUCGCUAAGGACAAGUAUCGGGAAUCGUGGCACACGUAUCUGCCUUGUCCUACUACAGCGUCAGAGCUCUGCAGUUGAUUCAGAGCGUGGCAUGAAGUUGUGUCAAAAAUGUCAGCUUCCUCAAAAGCAGCUUUUUGUAUUUCCCUUUGUUGAGCAGCUUCACGGUUAUGUCGUCAGGUUGGAAGCUGCAUUUCAUGAACUAGCACAGGGUUUUUAUCAGCAGUUAUUAAAGUCUAUUCGUGCACGAUCAACCCCGAAUAAUUUUUCCAAUUUAAUCAUUCGGCAGCAGUUUAAACUGGCAUUUGUUUCAGAGCUUUGGCAGGACACACACACCGCUUUAAGGCAUUAUAAACUCGCAUAUCAACAUUGUACUGAGUGUGAAAUGGUUGAUACCGAAAUAUAUGAAUUACUUAACGUUGCAGGAUUACUUAAUUUUAAGAUAUGCCAGCUUUCUUUUUUGCACAGCACCGCUCUGGAGGCCAUUACUCAACAGAGGAAGCAUGCUACAGUUUUUUUUUCAUCUACUCCUGGUACGUAUCCAUCCCCACAGCUAGCAGAAAUAGAAUUUGCCUUAUGGAAAAGUAAACAGUGUGCUAUAUUUGCGGAGUUAUUUGAAUAUGCAGUAUCUAUGGGUCUCGCCGGUGUAUCAACUCAAAAUCCUGGGUUAUAUCUACAAGCUGCCGCUGAUUACCGCUCGUAUGCUAACAAACAAAUUAUUGCUUUAAAGACGGCUAACGAGAGCAAACAUAAUUUACUACAGUACCCUCAUCCAGACCCUCUUGAUCCUCAAUGUCCACCUGUAUUUUACGGUCAAAGACCUUGGAGAGUGAUGGUUGAUGGUGGUGGACUUGCCGACGAAGUAACGGAAGAAAAUGCAAGGAUAGCCCUUGAAAUGCGAUGUAGUCCUAAUCAUAAACAGAAUAUUGAUUUGUUAACUUCGGCAAUGGCUCAUCAUCGAAAAUAUAAGUGUAAUCGUAUGCAUUGUUAUGCAAUGCUCUUAAUAGCUGAUGAGUAUACAGCGUUGCAGCUUCAUGAUAAAGCUCUCCAGUUAAUUUCCCAUGUUUUAUGGGAACGACAGUUGGGUGGGUUUUACGGAGCAGCCAGUGUUGUGCUGUCUAAAGCUCUGGUCUCUGCUUUCUUUCUGGCAGACAUAAAGGAAUUUAUAUCAGCAACUAUACAGAUGAUGAACGUUUACAAAUACCCGAGUUUUAAUGCAUUUGUACCUUACCUUGCUAAAAAUAUGGACUUAAUUCGACAUGAAUUACCACCUGCAGUGCCUUUGCCUUCUGUUCUUCUAACGGACUCUCAAGUAAAAUUCAGAUUUUCUUCUCCAGAAAUGAUAUCGCAAUCAACAUUCAUUCAGGCUGAAGCAGCAUUUUUGACAAGAGAUGAAGUGCUGUGCAGUGGCUUUUGCCUUGUUCUUACAGUUACUUUGUUGUCGCAUACAUCUAUUCCUGUCACAUUUGAUAAGUUGCAUGUUGGCGUCUGUGAUGGGGUGACAGUGCCUGCUGUGGAGCAGUCAAACUUAUUUGAUUUUAUAUCAGAAAACGUAGAAUUGGUUCCGGGCAUGGAAAAAGUUCUGUCUUUUCAUAUGCCCCUAUUGCCUGAAAAAUUUCAGACAGUCAGUGGACUGACUUUGGAAAUGGGAUCUGUGCAUUCUUCUGUAUUUGGUACUUUUGAAUGGGAUUCGCAGUCCUUGUCUAAUAGUUAUUUUAUCAUUCCUUUUAAACGCUCCUUUUUAGAGGGGAACAUUGGGAGAGCUUUAGUAACAGUUAAACCGAAAGAAGUACAACUUCGGCUUCAGAGUUUUCCAGAGCAAAAUGUUCUGGUUGAUGAAAUUGUAACUCUCCCAUUACAGUUAAUAUCUGAAGAGAUGAAUCCAGUUGCAUAUUCGAGGUAA
Enterobius vermicularis (human pinworm) is the source of this 2526-nucleotide messenger RNA. Lineage: Eukaryota; Metazoa; Nematoda; Chromadorea; Rhabditida; Oxyuridae. The record is from the annotation of a GenBank genome assembly.